Messenger RNA from Emys orbicularis (European pond turtle), 1152 nucleotides. RefSeq names its product G protein subunit alpha 12 (gene GNA12). Lineage: Eukaryota; Metazoa; Chordata; Testudines; Emydidae. The transcript has 4 exons. The record is from RefSeq and is a predicted model, not a curated record. The coding region runs from base 1 to 1152 and encodes 383 amino acids. Gene Ontology annotation, molecular function: D5 dopamine receptor binding; G-protein beta/gamma-subunit complex binding; GTPase activity. Gene Ontology annotation, cellular component: brush border membrane; heterotrimeric G-protein complex. Gene Ontology annotation, biological process: adenylate cyclase-modulating G protein-coupled receptor signaling pathway; Rho protein signal transduction.
AUGUCCGGGGUGGUGCGGACCCUGAGCCGCUGCCUGCUGCCGGCCGAAGCCACCAGCCGUGGGGAGCCGCGGCGGGAGGGCAAGGAGCGGAGCCGGGACUCGGAGCGGGAGGCGCGGCGGCGGAGCCGGGAGAUCGACGCGAUGCUGGCCCGGGAGCGGCGCGCCGUGCGCCGCCUGGUCAAGAUCCUGUUGCUGGGCGCCGGCGAGAGCGGCAAGUCCACUUUCCUCAAGCAGAUGCGGAUCAUCCACGGCCGCGAGUUCGACCAGAAGGCGCUGCUGGAGUUCCGGGCCAUCAUCUACGAGAACAUGGUCAAGGGCUGCAAGGUUCUCGUUGAUGCACGGGACAAACUAGGGAUUCCUUGGCAGUACACGGAGAACGAGAAGCAUGGAAUGUUUUUGAUGGCUUUUGAAAACAAAGCUGGAAUGCCUAUAGAGCCUGCCACAUUCCAGUUGUAUGUACCUGCACUGAGCGCACUGUGGAGGGAUUCUGGGAUCAAGGAAGCUUUUAGCCGUCGGAGCGAGUAUCAGCUGGGUGAAUCGGUGAAAUACUUCCUGGAUAACCUGGAUCGGAUUGGCCAGCUGAAUUAUUUCCCCAGCAAACAAGAUAUUUUGUUGGCCAGAAAAGCCACCAAGGGAAUCGUAGAGCAUGACUUCAUCAUUAAAAAAAUCCCUUUCAAGAUGGUGGAUGUGGGUGGACAGAGGUCUCAGCGUCAGAAGUGGUUCCAGUGCUUUGAUGGGAUAACUUCUAUUUUGUUCAUGGUUUCCUCCAGUGAAUAUGACCAGGUUCUCAUGGAAGACAGACGCACAAACAGACUGGUGGAGUCCAUGAACAUCUUUGAGACAAUAGUCAAUAACAAGCUCUUCUUUAAUGUUUCUAUCAUCCUAUUCCUGAACAAAAUGGAUCUCCUUGUAGAGAAGGUAAAGACAGUCAGCAUUAAGAAGUAUUUCUCAGACUUCAAGGGUGAUCCUCACAGGCUAGAAGAUGUUCAGCGUUACUUGGUGCAGUGUUUUGACAGAAAGCGGCGGAACCGCAGUAAGCCACUCUUCCAUCAUUUCACAACUGCCAUAGACACUGAAAAUAUCCGCUUUGUGUUUCAUGCAGUAAAGGACACAAUCCUUCAAGAGAAUCUGAAGGAUAUUAUGUUGCAGUGA